Messenger RNA from Priapulus caudatus, 1144 nucleotides. Its product is annotated as ras-related protein Rab-4B-like. The record is from RefSeq and is a predicted model, not a curated record. Gene Ontology annotation, cellular component: endosome. Bases 102 to 665 code for a protein of 187 amino acids. Gene Ontology annotation, molecular function: GTP binding; GTPase activity. Lineage: Eukaryota; Metazoa; Priapulida; Priapulimorpha; Priapulimorphida; Priapulidae. Gene Ontology annotation, biological process: regulation of endocytosis. The transcript has 6 exons.
GUUUUGAUGUAAACGUAAUCCGAUGUUUUUAAUGCAUUUGAUUUGCAAUUGACGGCGAUUCCCAGUUUAUGUAGAAACUGUUUGAUAGGUUUACGUCGAUCAUGUCAGAAACAUACGUCAAAGCAGAUUCAAAUCACACGAUAGGAGUGGAGUUUGGGUCUAAGAUCGUAAACGUCGGCGGCAAAGCUGUGAAACUACAGAUCUGGGAUACAGCAGGGCAGGAAAGAUUCAGGUCGGUGACGCGGAGUUACUACCGCGGCGCCGCCGGGGCGCUACUCGUCUAUGACAUCACCAGCCGUGAGACGUACAACGCUCUCACUAACUGGCUGACGGACGCACGAACCCUCGCGAGCCCCAACAUCGUCAUCAUCCUCGUCGGCAAUAAGAGGGACCUGGAGGCGGAGAGGGAGGUGACCUUCCUGGAGGCAAGCCGAUACGCGCAGGAGAACGAGCUGAUGUUUUUGGAGACGAGUGCGUUGACAGGAGGUAACGUGGAGGAGACCUUCCUGAAGUGUGCGCGAUCCAUACUCACCAAGAUAGAGCAAGGUGAGUUGGAUCCGGAGCGGAUGGGAUCAGGCAUUCAGUACGGCGACUCGUCCCUGCGUAAGGUUGGCCGGCAGCCACAGACGCGCCCGAGACCAGACUGCACCACCUGCUUUACCUGAACGCCGCCGCCGCGACGGUGGCGCCCCUGCGCGGUCAACGGUGGUGCCCCGGCGUGGUGGCGCCCCCGCCGCUACUGUGGCGCCCCCGUUUGGUUGCGACGCAUGCUGCCGGCUGAGAGGAAGGGCAACGUUGGCAUCCGUGCGCGGGCGUGCGCGUUGUGUUGAUGACAGCUAGUCUUGUUUAGCCAGACGCGCGAGGUCGCAAACUCAGCGUAGGUUCCCGGCCGUCUCAUGCGCAAACGCGAGAUGUCGCGAGAAAAAGCAGUUCUAGUAGAUGAUUUCUCUCUAGCUCCUACUCCUCGUGUCACAAGCGCAUCUAGUCUUGACCGUGUCCGUGCGUACGUGACAUCACGGUCGCCGCCGCCGCCGCCGCGGCAUCAUCACGUACCCAGUAAUGUAAUCAAAAGGCGUGUUCAACAGCGCGAACGCUCGCAGCAUGAACGCAGCGCCACUUGAACGACACACGAGCGCUCGCUUUA